AUGCUGGCCGCAUCGAGGUUCCUUGCUACGGAAGAUGGAAUAUAUCUUGUAAAAAUAAUGAAUGCAAAAUGCAUCAUCGGCCCCAUGGUCAUGGACCGAGCACCGUCGCUGCUCAAGACGAUAUGUAUGACGACUACAGCGCGGAAGAGGCGUUUCUUCCAGACUUGUUGCAUCCACUCAUCCCUGACUCACGGGAUCCAUUCGGUACCUUCUCCCCUCCGCUUGUGCAACUUCGGAGAACUUCGACAACCUCGUCUGGAAGGAGGAAACCAACACUCAUCCCCCCUGCAUCAGUCUCGCUUGCGCACUGGCCGAUUGGAGCGACUCUCUUUGCGCAUUGUCCUUCGAGACACCCUCGUCUUCGUCUCCGUACUCGACUGCCUUGGUCGCCAGUAUAUAUGGUUGUUUCAUUCGCGAAGCCCGCUUCCCGGACCGCCCUUUGAAUUCGUCUUGCCGCAGAACCACUCACGCCCCGGACCUACUGCCAACGUGUGA
Pseudozyma hubeiensis SY62 is the source of this 495-nucleotide messenger RNA. RefSeq lists its product as hypothetical. The coding region runs from base 1 to 495 and encodes 164 amino acids. The transcript is spliced from 3 exons. The record is from RefSeq and is a predicted model, not a curated record. Lineage: Eukaryota; Fungi; Basidiomycota; Ustilaginomycetes; Ustilaginales; Ustilaginaceae.